Paramuricea clavata is the source of this 10516-nucleotide messenger RNA. The record is from the annotation of a GenBank genome assembly. NCBI's taxonomy places the organism in Eukaryota, Metazoa, Cnidaria, Anthozoa, Malacalcyonacea, Plexauridae.
GUAGGAUAUUUAUGUUUAACUAGGGUUAAUAGGGAUAAUUAGGAGAAAAAUUUGUGAUGUAAUCAUCUCUUGUGUUGAUCACAUGACAAGGGAAUGAAAACAACAACACAAGUGGUCAAGGGCAGAGAGUACGUUUUAGAAAUAUCGAGAAAACAUCAAAAUUAUCAAAGAUAAACAACAACAGAAAAGUCAAAUAAGGUAAGAUAUAUGUUGCUAAAUAAAAAGUAUUUCAAUUCCGUACAUUAGGGGAAUACUCGUCGUUUUAAUCAUUCACAAUUGCUGAAUUGCGAAGCUCCGCACGUUGGGCAAACUAAUUUCGCGGCUUUUUUAUCUUUGCGAAUUGUGAUUAAAUUUCCAGCAUGAUUGCCGUAGUAAACUGGCGGUUAGUCUAGAGAAAACGUAUUCUUUAUGAAGUGUACUAAUAGUGAAUUUAAAACAGAAAUAUCUUAGACAGAGAUCCAAAAUAUCAAAAUUUUGGCCUUCUGUUUUUUAUAAACGACAACACAAUGCUGUAUAUAUUUUGAUGGACUUUGUAGUUUGUAGAAGUACUACCUGUAAUUCAAUAUCCUAAACUCUAUUCACUUGUUGGUGACCUCUUUUAUAUCUCACUACUCAUGUGGCUUUAAAAAUAAAACAUUUCCUUUUUUAUAGCUGACAAAACAGCUUCUUUUCCAAAUGUCGACAGACGAAUAACGACGAAUGUAUCAAUAUUAAAAUAUAAAUUGCGUAUUACAAAUUCGGAGCGUCAAUCUGGCGGUCAAACCUUCGAUAACUUUAUUAGUUAAACAUGCCUAUGCCUAGACAUGUGUGUUUGUAAGGGUGUUUAGAAGAACAGUGGCAUUAGUUUUGAAGAAAAAUCGUUUUGGUAUAUUAUUACUGCUGUACAGUAUAUAAACGCCCAACACUUUAAUACCCAUUGAGAAAUAAAAUCAGCUAGCGUUAGACAUUCCUCAAAUACCAUAGUUAUUGGGAAUUCAGGGCAACAUGGAUUAAUGAGAGACCUGGUCAAAAAGUGUGAUAUUACAAUCCAUGAAUGGCAUAAGGGGUCGUCAACAAAUAGAUUUUUGUCCACCGAUUGCGGACUUGUUCUGUGAUCAUGGUGUGUCCCCCUCCCACUCCUCCAUCGCAGACCAACAUGGGAAAGUAUAAAUUAUCAGGAUUUUGGGCAUUUACACUUGACAGAGGGCCCCCUAUACUUUUUGCGUGAAGCGUGAAGGGCUUGUUUUACUUAGCCGUGAAAUGUGAUCAGGCCCCCUAUACUUUUUGCGUGAAGCGUGAAGGGCUUAUUUUACUUAGUCGUGAAACGUGAUCGAUGAUUUUCUUAAUCCGUGACUCGUGAAAAGGCAAAAUAUUUUUACGUGAAAGCACAUUGUGAAGAGGUAUAGGGGGCCCUCUUGACAGUAUUUAAAUUAAGAAUGCUGUUUUGACAACAAUUGUAGACCCAUAUAUAACCAUUUUUGAACUAUUUUAAUAAAUGUCUAAAUAGUGUUUUAUGGCAUACCAAGAGCUAUUUGUAAAAACCUAAAAAGAAAUUAAAUAAAAUACCUUUAAUUUUGUGACCAAAAAUGGCGAAUUUGAACAAAAAUCCCAAAACACAUAUCGCACCUGCAGUUUAUGUGCAUGUGUCAACAACAAAGGAUCACUGCCACAAUCAAAUACUCCAGCUCCGAAACUAAAUGUUUGGAUAAUGUUGAAUAAACGCUGUUGCAUUUAUGGAUAAUAUGCAAUGCUUUUUUACACACAUACUAAUUCAGAUUUCGUCCUCAUUUUGCUUUUCAUAGCGAAUUCAAAGCCAACCCCUGGAACAAGUCUGUGAUUGGUGGACAAAAUCUAUUUGUCAAUGGCACCUAAUAUGAUAAAAAGUUUAGGGUGCACUACUGCCUGCAACUUAUGUUGCCUUUGAUGAGUAAAUUUGUUAGUAUUUUUAAGUGUGCUAAUUUCAGUGUGUGCUGUGCCCACAAAUUCAGGAAUUGCCUGGGCAGGGUAAGCCACUGUAAGUUAGCCAUAAUAAUGCCACAAGUUAGUGUUUUAACAGGCAACUCCAUUAACAAGCCUUCACGUUUAAUGGCUAAAUUUAUAGGGGAACAUCCUGCUCCCUGCUUAAGUUUUCCAACUAAAAUAAUGGGAAAAGUGCCCUCUCUAUUAGGAAAAAUGCCCCUUAUAAAGAUGUACAGUAUUGCUCCCCCAAUUUGCAUAGUUUCCUAUGCCCUAUGUUUGUAAAAUAUCAGUUGGUGUUAACAGGCUCACAUUAUCAGGGAGGGUGAUUAAUAUGUUUUGUGAAAUAUAUCUAAAAAGUCGGUCUCGAAACCUGAAUGGGAUGAAAAAGUCGGUCCGGCUAAAAUCUGAAAGAUAUUAUCAUUUUGUGUCGAAAAAAGUAAUAGGUGGACAUUUUGGAAAUGGAAGUUGCAUAAACAUAAGAAAAAUGCGUACGCAUAUACAAAUUAGAGUUCACUGACAGAAACCAAGAGAUCAAUUAUAUUAUACUAGUAGCAAAAAUCAACUUCCGUGUUGCAACAGUUCAGCCAACGUAAUGCGAUCCGAUUACCUCAAGCCCCGCGGUGCAGUGAAAAUGCGCAUUGUUAGUCCACAUUAGUCUUGUCACAAAAGCUGAAACUUUGAUCAUGAAAGGCAGAAGUAAAUCAGCGGCGUAGCCAAGGUGGGAGCUUUGCAAUGGUCAGAAGGACUGCCCUUGUGGAAAGCUGAAAUCCGGGCAGAAGUUGGGGUGGGGGUACGAUGUGUGAAUAAUGAUACCCAUCUCUUCUGUUUGCCUUCCCUACCUAGAAUUCUAACUCCAGUAAAAAAUGCCUAUGGUUGUUUUAAAGCACAUUUGAACUUGAAUUUGCGUUCAAAGCAGCACUCAUGACGGACUUCUACAAAAACGAAGACAUCAUGCUAUUUUGCUGUUGUAUUUGCGUGCACAAUACAAUGUUUUACAUAAAUAUUUUUUCGAUCUAACAACAUUAGGCGACUUAAAAAUGCCUUUUUGUGGUUGUAACUGUUCUUCAAACCUCGUCCUAAAAUACGUGAAAUAGCAUCCUAAUGAAUCUAGAAAUUCAAAAAUUUUCCUCGCCUACGGCGCUCGCAUCCGAAAUCCAUAAAAAUUUUGCCUCCCCCCCCUCUCCGAAAGUUUAGACCACUGCAAAAGUUCUGAAAAACUGAACGUUUAUUUAAACUGUUGGAAUAGUAUCCCCGUCUUACCGUCCAUGCCCUUUAAAUAGUUGGCUUUUCUUACCAAACACAAAUACUACAAAAGUCGGUCCCAGAACAUAGGACCCCCCAAUUUUUUACGAAUGUGCGCCCCUGGGUGUUAAUUUAGUAGUUGGUUUUAAGGGCUAAUUAAUAGUCAAAAUACUGUAUAUAUCCAAUUGCCUGAUUUGCAGGCAUUAAAUCCUAAAAUCUAGUGAUGUAAACUUUCCAACUUUGGACCUGAAAGAUUCCACAUUCCUGAGGGGUCCCAGGGGUUUCCAGGGAACAAAGUAUAUUUUCAGUGGCAUAGUGCUCAUUGGGUAGGGUUAGUUAAAAAACUAAGGGCCCCCGACAGUUAGGGGCCACAUCACCCACGACCUAUCGCCCAGAAAAUUAGAAAAUGUAAAAAAUGCAGGUUAAGGAUCAAUGGGAAAAUGCAAAAUUAACAUAAAUGCUAAAUAAUAUAGCCUCCAUCGACAACGGUAGCUGAUUUUUUAAUUCCAUCUCAAAGUUGUUACAUGUGUUGGAGACUGUUAUUGUUAUAGACAUGGAAUUUUCCAGAACAUUUUAUAAAUAUUCAAUAUAAAUAUAAUAUGCCUAAGGGCCCCCUGUUCCUCCGUUACGCCACUGUAUAUUUUGCAAUGGAAACACGGUGACUAAGCCAAAGAAAUAGCAGGGAGUUCAAUAGUAGGGACCCAAAAUGGGGAACAAAGGAAAAAUUUCCAAGACAAUGCAGGAACACCAACCCACUUGAAGACCCUUAUUCCUAAGGGUAAUUGUAAAAAAUCCAGCAGAAUCACACAAAAAUAAUAAUUUUUAAUUAAAAACAUUCAAUUUACAAGAUCUUUGGAAAUACUGUUUAUAAAAAUUAGUGUUUUUAAUUCUAUAUUUAUUUUAUUAAUUAAAUUAACGUUCAUCUAAAAUUAUCAUAUUAUUAACUUUAUUUAGUACAUAAUAAAGUUGUUAAAAUCAUUAAAAAUGUCCAAUAAAGAAAUGUCCAAAAAGGAUCAAAUUAAUGGAUCCUUGCUGAUAUUGUCUCUAUAUCAAUGUUCCCCGCAUUACAGUGUACUCAUUUUUAACAUUCUUGAACCUCGAAUGCAUAGGAUCAGCAGUGCAGAUCUAAGGAUUGAAAAGGAUAUCACACAAAAAUUGACAUUUGAAAAAUACACAAAAUUUGGAAAAACUGGGAACUAAAGGAAUAACUACAGUAAAUAAUCAAUAAAUGAAAUUUUCUUGUGUUUUAGUGUCAUCAAAAUAUGUCAUCUGCUUCCGAAUCAUGCCAUCCAACACCCAAACAUUCUCCUGAAAAUGAAAUACCACAGGUAUGAAACAGAAAGGGUUCUUCAGGACUGUUACUGUAAAAAACCUGAACUUACCAUAAAGGUAGUUUCAAAACUCAAUCAUCUUGUCAGAUUUUUGGGGUUAUUGUAACUUAAGAAUGAAAUAAUAAGAGGUACAAAAUGUAUUCAGAUUGUGCCUUUUUGACAGCGGCACCUAAAAUCUGGAAUGAACUGCCGUAUGAUGUGUGAAAUGAAGGAAGUUAUUCAAAAUUUAAAUGUUUACUGAAGACACACUAUUUUCGAUUAGCUUUUAUCAGUAUUUUAAAACUAUAUAGUUUUACUCAGCAUUUUAAUCGCAUUUUAUUAUAUAAAGUAUAGUGCUUUAUAGAGAUUUCGAGCGCUGAUUAUUCAUGAUAAUCUCACAUUAUCACUUUUCAAUUAUCGCUUUUCUGUAAAAAUUAUCGCUUUUCACAGACUGUUCUUUAUAUAGUAAACAGAAAAAUACAUGGGUGCUUGGAAAUACCAGAUUUAUUUCUCAUGUUGAACAUGAUAUCUCACUCGUGAGAUAUCAUGUUCAACACUCGAAAUAAAUCUGGUAUUUCCGUGCACCCAUGUAUUAUUCUCUAUAUAUUUAACAUGAUUGUAAUUUAAUUUAUUUAGGUUCUAAUGCUCAUUUGAUCGUAUACAUAUGGAUAUUAGCACAAUAAAUUAUUAUAUUCAUUUUCCAUGUAUUUUUAUUCAUUAGCGCGGUUCUGUUAUUGGUGCCAUCAAGAAAGCAGUUUUUGUCAUAGGGACUGCAUUAAUUUUGUUUGGAACAAUUCGUAAUACCAUUACAUGGUGAGUGUGGGAUAAUACAUUCUAACUAAUGUUAUACAUGUACAUUUAUAUCUGUGUUUUUAGCUUGUUUAGGUUAUUAACUACUUGCCUUUGUCGUGUUUAGGUAUUUUGAGCUAAUAUGGGGAUCAUCAAAAGAUUUUUGGCAAAGUAAAUGGCAAACCAUCCAUGAUUUUGUUGAUGGUGAUGAAAAGGUGCUAUCUAUUAUUGGUAGGUUUAUGAAGUUAGUGUAGGUCAAUACAUACAAUACAUGCAUAUUCCUCAUGAAGUUGGCUGUGAUAUUUAGUUGAUGCUCAGAUGCUGGUAUGGCAGUAUUUGUUCUAAUGCUAUACAGGGUGUAUCAAAAUAAACGCAAUUCAUCUUUUGUGCUUUAUAACUUUCGAAAUACUAUAUCUAGUUGAACGCUUUUAGGCUUACUUCAAAGCCUGUUCUUUUCUCUUUCAAAAAAAAUAUUAUCCUUGUCUCCAAUACUAGUAAUAAUUGCACAGGAAACGAUUUAGUAAAACUUAUCAUUUUUAGUUGCUGUUUAAUUAUGCAAGUUUACUAUGUUAUUGUUUAGUCAGUUUAAAUGUUAGAAUUUUCUUCUUUAAACUUUAAUGUUGUCGUCACUACAUCUGGAAAACCACGUAAGAACAAAUUAAAAGUAUUUUAAAAGAGACCAGGUUGUUUGAAAAUCCUAAACGAAUGCUAACAAUCGUCAAAACAUUCUGGUGUCUGAGCCAGAGUGUCUUCGAAUUGCGAUGUAAUGUAAUGUAAACAGAAAUUAUAGCAAGUUGAUGUCAGUCAGCUUAGAUGGUCCAAGCCAAAAUUAUAUCACAUUUAAAGUUUCAAACUGAGUUAAAAAUAGUGGAAGAAAAGCCGUAAUUAUACUUAUUGUUACAAUCCGUUUAAUAAAAUGCAAAUUUUUUUCGUUUUAAUGAAAAAAUCAGUUAUUUUCAUGAGAACGAUUUGUUAUUCCAUCUCAAUUUUUUUAAUCUCCAAUCGCAAUAACCUAAAGCAUUAUUACCCGCGAACCAAUGAGUCAAAUUUAAGAAACAACCCACUGUUAGAAAGCUGAAUGGCUACGCUUUAAAAUGAAUCUAAACUUUAACGUUUUCGUCUAUUAUUUGUUUAGCAAUUUACAUUUCAGUCGAGGAUUGCGCUUUUUUUUAUACACCCUGUAUAUGGGUAUACAAUUAUGGUAUGGUUUACUGUAAGAUAUACUGUACAGCUAGGGUAGGGUGAGGCGAUUAAUCAGUAAACUGGAAAAAACUCAGUAAUAUUGAAAAAAAAUGGCACCUUGUCAAAAUCACAGCUGCGCUAGUUCAACUUUUUCUGAAUUUGAAUUUAAUGAAUUCGCCAAUGAAUAUUUACAUUUUCAAUGACAGGUGUUAUUACAGAUGUUAAAAACUUUCAAAUGUUAAAAACAUGAGAAAAUAGCACGCCUAAUGGACUGGCUUACAUACAGUAUUAAGGCAGUACUAUACCAUUAAUACAAUUGUUUUUAAAACUAAAAUCUUGAACAUAUAGCAUGAGGUUUAAUCUACUGUAGUAUAUUUUGAUGUAUAAAUCAUAAAUAAGUUUUUCGGGCUUUUUCGACUGUUUUUAGUGCAAAGUUGACAAAGUCAAGUUUGUACUAUUGUCAUGAUGGGGUGCAAAGCAUUACGUCAUUACGUGACUCAACAAUGGAUCGAUCGAUGGAUGUAUAGUGCAAACAAUUCAAUCCGGGGGGAGCGCUUGCAAAUUAUUUCCGUAGCUUUGCAACGUUCGGCCAGCAUAUAGAUUAAAAAAUUUUCAAAUAGGAUUUUAUAUUUUUAUUCUCAACGACAGAUGUUUUUCUGAUUUACAUUAUCUAGCAUUUAGAGAAACAAUCAUAAAAUAAAUAUCAAUUUUAAGAUAUGAAUGGCUAAUAUAUGUAGGUACUUUCUCGCCCUCUGUGCAACAAAAUCAAAUGAAACAACACACGUGCAGACGUGCUCUGCACUGCGCCAAUUUUAAUAUGGCGGUGUCAGAGGAGUCACAGUACGAUGUUGUGUAUAGAACAGGUCGAUCAAAGUCAAAGAUGCAGUCAAUUUUAACCUUGUUUUUGGUGCUUAUAUUAUCUAACAAAGAAACAGAGUGAUACAGAAUAUAAAAAAGUGCCUGUGGUCAUGAUCGUUUUGAUAUAAAUUAGCUUACACAUUUUAUUAAAAAUAACUCAAUACCGUAUACUACCUAUAAUGGGUCGUAUAAGCAUAAACAACUCCCAUCUUAUAUUGCGAUAUUGUUGUAACUGUAAAAUGGAAAUUUUGCUCCGGAGCACAGGCAUGCAAAGAGACGAUGGUUCUUCAAUGUUUAUAUUAAAUAACGAUGGCAGCUAAUGUCAUCGAUCACAGGCUCUGACAACGGGCAAAUCUUACUGCAUUUAUAUUUCAGUACCAUCCAACUUUUAUUCCUGGAAUGGUAAUCAUUGAAGUUUGUUAACACUAUAACUAUACAGAGACAAUUUCCUACAGUACAGUACUGUACAUGUUAAUUAACAGGCCUGGAAAAUGUCCAGCAGCACUGCUGCCAGGAAAUGUUUCACAAAAUAUCUUCGCAGGAAAUUUUCUUGUACUUUCCAGGAAAUUCUUGUUACACAUAUUGGAAUGCCAUAUAAUUCCUAAAGCAUUUUGCAAGUCGCGAUUGUCUUGUGCCGAGAAUGAAGUUUAUCACAAUGUGCGGCACCAUACGUUCUCUGAAAUCUACAUUUCCAGGAAGUUUUUAUUUUUGUGUUUUGCUGCCAGGAAGAGAAAUAUAUUUUCUAGGCCUGGUUGAAUAACUUGAGAGUUGCAAGGUUCAACUACAGUAAUGUAUAUUUCUCUUCCUUAUGUAAUAUGUUGUUACACUAUGAGAGGUUCCAUACAAACUAUGAUAGUUAAAUGACAUAAAAGUAGAAAGACAUUGUUCCUCAACCUUGCUCUAUUUUGUAUAGGAACAAAUCUGGUUGGAUUCUUGGUUUACUGGAUUGGGAGUUUAUUUUUCUGCUUGGUUGAUUUAACGGGUAGACCAGCAUGGGUUUUACGUUACAAGAUCCAGGACAACAAGCAGGUUCCAGUAAGUAAAAACUUGCAUGCUAACAAUUUAGUAUUUUUAAACUCGCAUAAUGUAUAUAUGGUCUGGCUACAAAACCCCUAAUUGAUCAAGAUGUUUUUCACUAAUGUUUUUCUAGUAAAUAAGUAAAAUGAAGCAAGGAAUGCUAUAAAAGCAACUACAUAAAUGAUCAUACAUAGAAAAAAGGAACUGAUUCUGAAUUGUUUAUGUGGUUGGGUUCAUGCAUGCAAAACCAAAAUGACUUAAAUUUUAACGAGUAUAUCUUACUAUGUAUAAUAUAAUUAUGUUUUCGGACUUUAUUUAUUGUCGGGCCAGUUGCUGAGAGCCAUUGCAUUGACCAUUGAAGUGUGUUUUUACAUUUCUGUUACUGUGAACCCAUUAGUAUUUAUAUAAAUUUCUGGUCAUAAUAUUUUGUAAUUUUUUAUCAGGUUGAUCGAAAGAAAUUUAUAAAGGCAGUUCUUCUUGUUUUAUUUAACCAAACGAUUACCGUGCCAAUAUUUUCUGUCUUUUACUGGCUCUACAAAUGGCGUGGUUGUUCAUUUGGUCGUGAACUGCCGAGUUUCCAUUGGGUACUUUUUGAAAUUGGGAUGUUCACCUUGGUCGAGGAGUUCUUGUUUUAUUAUGCACACAGGUAAAGUAUUUGACUUCUGUGGUUGUACUUGACGUAAUUGUAGUAUAUGAGCUUUGGGUAUUUGACAAGAAAAUAUAUCGUUACAUUCUGACAGCACUGAAAUGGCCGUUGUUCCUUGAAAUUGCUAAUUCCCGCUUUAAUAUCUAAAAUUGACAUUAUAUGUGUAUAUAUAAUUCUGUUUGUUUGUCACAUACUGCUUGAAAUAAACAGCGCUUGAAGCCUUGAACAAGAUCAAAUUAUUGAUGCAUGGUUAGAAUUUACGUGCAUGUAAUAAAUGUUUGCCCACUGUGGAGAUGGUGUAACUACUGUAGGGUGUAACAAAUAGAAUAAUUUGAUUAUUCGUGCUAACACUAUAUGUAAUAUUAUUUAGGUUGCUUCAUCAUCCUCGUAUUUACAAGCAUAUUCACAAGAUUCACCAUGAAUGGACAGCUCCAAUCAGUAUCACCGCAGUUUAUGCUCAUCCUGUGGAACAUAUUAUCUCCAAUGUCUUCCCAGUAUUGAUGGGACCCUUGGUCAUGGGUUCUCAUAUUGCUACCGGUUGGUUAUGGUUUGCCGUGGCUAUCAGUACCACCCUUGUCUCACAUUGUGGUUACCAUCUGCCGUUGCUCCCGUCCCCCGAGGCUCACGAUUACCAUCAUCAGAAGUAAGUACAGUUGCUCAGGCUUUACUGUAGCAUAUAUAGUAGUCGUGCAUGAUGUUUGAAAAUAUUGCCAAAUUUUGUCAGAAUUUUCAAAAUAUCUCUUUUACCGUUCAAUCCUUACUCUGAAUUCAAAGCAAACUACCCAAGAGCUUGUUUAUAAAUUUGGAAAUAUUUCUUUAGGGAUCUUGUCUGACUCUGAAUCAGUAGGAGUUUUCUUCUCUGAAGUUUUGAAAUAAACAUACGUGCAGAAAUACAUAAACUAAAAUCGCAGGUUAAAUUUUAACCGAGGGUUAGCGCUAAUCCACCUUUGAACAACCAUUCCCGGGUGUUUUGCUAUUUGAUUUACAACAUUUCAAUAUUCAUUCGUUACCCUGGAGAGAGCACAGUAUACGUACUGUUAACAAUGUAUGCCAUAUGAUUUACUUUAUAAUGUGAUUGACAAGAUGCAUUGUGUGUUUUCCUAGGUUUAACCAGAACUUUGGCGUGCUUGGUGUCUUGGAUUGGCUCCACGGAACUGACGCCAUCUUCCGCCAAUCACGUGCUUAUGAUCGUCACGUGUAUUUCUUCAAUACUACAUCCAUGAAAGAAAUGUACCCGGAUGAUCCUGCCAAGGGAUGUAAGAAAAAUUGAAUCUCUUUGUGAUUGACAUAUUUAACUAUGUGAAGCGACCAGUUAUAUUUAUCUGGAAGAGAGAAAGUAUCUUUAAUGUUAUAUGUAUAUAUUAAUAAUUAUUAUCUUUAUGGUGUGGAUCGGAUUUCUUUGAAAUCUAAGAUCAAUGUAAUAUAUAGAAAGAAAUAAAGUGUGGUCAUGCAUGGGCUUAAUUUUGUGAUUUUUUUGUUAUAAAGUUUUGGUUGGUUGCAGGCAGGGCCGUCCCGAGCGGUAUCUGGUUGGGGG